AUGAGCAGUCAGAAGCACACAAUAGUGGCAGACGAUGGCGCAAUUGCAAAACCAGAUAUUGACGAUAGAAAAUAUCGCAUAGUCAAGCUGGAAAACCAGCUGACGGCCCUCUUGAUUCAUGACCCCGCCACAGACAAGUCGGCUGCUGCAUUGGACGUCAACGUUGGAUCCUAUAAUGAUCCCAAGUCUCUACCGGGCUUGGCACAUUUUUGCGAACACUUGUUGUUUUUAGGUACCAAGAAGUACCCGCAAGAAAACGAUUAUAAUUCUUACUUAUCGAAGAAUUCGGGUUAUUCAAACGCUUUCACUUCUUCCUUACACACUAACUACUAUUUUGAAGUCAAGAAUGAUGCAUUGGAGGGUGCAUUGGACAGGUUCUCCCAAUUUUUCAUUGAACCUUUGUUCUCGCCUUCGGGCAAGGAUAGGGAAGUGAAUGCAGUAGAUAGUGAAAACAAGAAAAAUCUUCAAUCCGAUAUCUGGCGACUCUAUCAACUUUCGAAGUCAACCACUUCCUCUCUUCAUCCUCAUAACGGCUUUUCAACAGGUAACAAGGUGACUCUAGGAGACAUUCCUGCUGAAAAUGGUAUUAACGUGAGAGAUGAACUUCUAAAGUUUUACGAGAACAACUACUCAUCAAAUAUCAUGUGUGUUUCAAUCUUAUCAAAUGAAAGUUUGGAUACUCUUACAGAUUGGACCGUUAAUAUGUUUUCAAAUGUCCCAAACAAAUCCUUGCCAAAGCCAUUUUAUGAACACUCCCCAUUCAACUCAGAGAACUACUCAAAUAAGCUCUACAAGAUUAAACCAAUAACCGAAAUGAGAAACUUGCAACUGACGUUCCCAAUUCCUGCAACUACUCAGUAUUGGGAAUAUUUGCCUAACAACUAUCUCUCACAUCUAAUUGGACAUGAAUCUAAAGGUUCCCUGCUUUUCAACUUCAAGAAAAAAGGCUGGGCCAAUGGUUUGACAUCUGGUGCGUCUCAAAUAUCUCCAGGUUUUUCAGAAUUCAAUAUCAACAUUGAACUAACGACCAAAGGCCUUGAGAAGUACGAUUUAAUGAUUGAAGAUGUUUUUAAGUAUCUGAAGAUGCUAAAAACGGAGAAGCCACAAAAGUGGAUAUUUGAUGAACUGCGCACUGAAUCUUUGAAUUCUUUCAAGUUCAGACAAAAAGGCGCUGUUGCUGCAACUGUUUCACGUUAUGCAGGCCAAUUGCAAGAUUUGCACUACUACUCAGUUCCAAUGAAAAAUCCACUACUAGAUCUCGAUGCUACAACUGUAUCCUCGAGCAAUAUCCCCCCUGAAGAUUUGUUAAGUUUGUCUGUCACUAGAAAGUAUGAUCCGGCUCUUAUUGAUGAAAUUCUCUCUUACAUGAAUCCAACCAACUUUAGGGUCUUUUUGAUCUCGAAAGAUAUUUUAUCAGAUGUUGAAGAGUCUAAAAUUGAACAAGAAAAAUGGUAUAAGACAGAGUACAGCGUGGAAACGUACAAUAAAAUCAAAGAUUUAGAUGCCUUGCCCUUAGAUCCUCACUUAACUUUGCCUGAAAAGAACGAGUUCAUGCCAACUAAAUUUGAACUAGUUGAAUGUGAUUCAACAAAACAUCCAAAGUUGGUUGAGCUAGAUCAGUUUUCCAAAAUUUGGUUUAAGUCUAAUUCUUUAUUAAGUGGACCAAGAUCAGCGAUUACAAUAAAGUUUAACUUGCCAGGAUCAACGUCGACCCCUCUCAACUCUUUGUACCUAUCUUUGUUUGUCGAACUAUUGGAUGAUGAAUUAAAUUCUUUAUCAUAUUAUGCUUCCUUGGCUGGACUUCAUUAUGUCUUCAACCUUGCUAGAGAGGGUAUAAGUCUGGAGAUAAUUGGUUACUCCCACAAAGAGGAGAUAUUAUUAACAAAAUUAAUUCAGACCCUGAAUACUUUUACUAGCUCAGACCAAGAAGCCUCUGUGUGGAGUGAAUCAAGAAACAAAAGGUUUGAGCUUUUGAGAGAAAAACUUUUUAGAAGUCUGAAAAAUUUUGGAUAUGCUACCCCGUAUCAACAAGUUGGACCAAUAAUCUCUUCUUUAGUCAAUGAGAAUUCAUGGUUAAUUGAUGAUGAAAUCUCUUGCUUCAACGCAGUUGAUUUCAAUUCUUUAAAACACUACUCAAUGAACUUGUUCAAAAUAUGUUUUGCUGAAGUUUUAGUCAUUGGAAAUUACGAGAAAUCCGACACAGCCAAAAUCCACAAUAUUAUCAAAGAAAACUUACCUACUCUUAAUAGUUCAAUUACUCUAACCCAGUCUCAGUUCACAAGAGGUAGAUCACUAUACUUAGAAGAUAACUCACUUUCACAUUAUUUGAAACCGAAUGAUGAUCCUGACAAUAUAAAUUCAUGUAUUGAACUUUACAUUCAAAUUGGUUUGAUUCCUAAUCACCGUGAUAGAAUCCUUAAUGAAUUGGUUUCACAAAUUGUGCAUGAGCCUUGUUUCAACAGACUAAGAACAAUCGAGCAGUUAGGUUACGUCGUUUUCUCAGGUACAAGGGAGACUCGUACAACUUUUGGUUUGAGGUUUUUGAUUCAAAGUGAAUACCCUACGUUUUACUUGCUUAUGAGAAUCAAUAAAUUCAUCAAAAAAAUGGGUAUCUACAUAGAGCAAAAAAUGACAAGCGAUGAUUUUGCUAAGCAUGUUGAAGCGUUGGUGAACAAAAAAGAGCAGAAGAUGAAAAAUUUAAGAGAAGAAAGGAAUUAUCAUUGGAACAGAAUUGCUUCGGGCUACUACGAUUUUGACAGAUAUGAAAAGGAUGUUGAAUUCUUGAAAAGCUUCAAAAAAGAAGAAGUCAUUGACUAUUAUAUUCAUCAUAUUUUGGAUAGUGCAAAUAAUGGUAAAUUGGCUGUGCAUUUACAAUCUCAAAAACUGCCAGCUCUGGACCCUUUGAAAAUGGUCAAAAAUUCCUUUUCUAAUUUUGUCUACGACAAGGUCGAAUUCGAUAAUGUCAACUACGAAAGUGAUAAGGUCAAUGAGCAGAUUGACGAGUUUUUUGGUAAGAAGGCUGUCACAAGAGAGUCGCUGGAUGAAUUUCUUACCGACAAACUUUUUGAUGAAUUCCCCUUCAAAAAGGAGUUAGCUGACGAAAUUCUGUUCAACCUUACAAAAGACUGGAACUCUUAUGAUAAGAAAGAUGGAAGCAUAGUGGACAAUGUCGGUGAAUGGAAGUGUUCAGUUCCUUUGACCGUUGCUCCAACCGCAAAAAUUGAAAACAAGCAUUGCGAUAAAGAGUUCGCUUUCAAAGGAAAAUUAUAG
Pichia membranifaciens NRRL Y-2026 is the source of this 3270-nucleotide messenger RNA. RefSeq lists its product as hypothetical. The record is from RefSeq and is a predicted model, not a curated record. The transcript has a single exon. Gene Ontology annotation, molecular function: metalloendopeptidase activity; metal ion binding. Lineage: Eukaryota; Fungi; Ascomycota; Pichiomycetes; Pichiales; Pichiaceae. Bases 1 to 3270 code for a protein of 1089 amino acids. Gene Ontology annotation, biological process: peptide catabolic process. Gene Ontology annotation, cellular component: mitochondrion; cytosol.